GGACUCCGGGCAGAGGCACAUCGAGCUGGACUCCGGGCAGAGGCACAUCGAGCUGGACUCCGGGCAGAGGCACAUCGAGCUGGACACCGGAUCACCAGGCGGAGCAGCAGGCACCAGACCACCAGGCGGAGCAGCAGGCACCGGGCCACCAGGCGGAGCAGCAGGCACCGGGCCACCAGGAGGGGCGACAGGCAUCGGGCCCCCAGGAGGGGCGACAGGCAUCGGGCCCCCAGGAGGGGCGACAGGCAUCGGGCCCCCAGGAGGGGCGGCGGGCACCGGGCCCCCAGGCGGAACGACAGGCAUCGGGCCCCCAGGCGGGGCGGCAGGCGCCGGGCCCCCAGGCGGGGCGAC
This is a messenger RNA of Staurois parvus, 351 nucleotides long. The record is from the annotation of a GenBank genome assembly. Lineage: Eukaryota; Metazoa; Chordata; Amphibia; Anura; Ranidae.